Selaginella moellendorffii is the source of this 1476-nucleotide messenger RNA. RefSeq names its product pentatricopeptide repeat-containing protein At4g02750. Gene Ontology annotation, biological process: RNA modification. The record is from RefSeq and is a predicted model, not a curated record. The transcript has a single exon. Bases 1 to 1476 code for a protein of 491 amino acids. Gene Ontology annotation, molecular function: RNA binding; protein binding. NCBI's taxonomy places the organism in Eukaryota, Viridiplantae, Streptophyta, Lycopodiopsida, Selaginellales, Selaginellaceae.
AUGUAUGGCCGCUGCGGCCGCCUAGACGACGCGCGCCGCGCCUUCGCCGCCAUCCCAAUCCCUAAUCGCUUCUCCUGGAACAUCCUCUUCCAGGCGUGCGUCGCCAAUGGCCAGAUCCACGAAGCCAGCGGCAUCUUCGAGAAUAUGCCCGAAAGGGACCUGGUAUCCUGGAACGCAAUGCUCGCCGCAUAUUCCCAGGCCGGGCAUUUGCAUCCCGCCCAGCGUCUCUUCCAGGAGAUGCCCGAGCACAACGUGGUGUCGUGGACGACGCUCAUGGCCGCGUUUGCCAACGGUGGAGAUCUCGCUCGGGCAAGAUCGACGUUCGAGGAAAUGCCAGCACGGAACGUAGUGACGUGGACGACCAUUAUCGUUGCGUACGCCGACUGUUCCGAGCUGGCAGAGGCCCAACGGCUCUUUGAUGCCAUCCCGGAGAGGAACCUCGUGACGUGGACUGCCAUGGUGGCAGCAUAUGCCCAGAACGGCCAAUUGCCGCAAGCCAUGUCAAUGUUCCACUCCAUGCCCGAGCGCAACGCUCUCUCCUGGACGGCGCUCUUGUUAGGGUUCUUAGAAGCCGGGGAGAUUGAUCGCGCUAGAGCUUUGCAUGAUCAGAUGCCCGAGCUUAAUGUGAUCUCGUCCACGGCGAUGCUAGCAGCGUAUGCCGAGAGUGGGCAAUUUGAGCAGGCAAAGAAUCUCUUCGACGCCAUGCCCGAUCGAAAUAUCGUCUCGUGGACUGCAAUGCUCGUCGCGUACUCCAAGAGCCAACAAUCUCUCGAGGCAAUACAGCUCUUCAGCGCCAUGGAUCUGGAAGGAAUCCAGCCUGACGCCGUGAGCUUCAUCACAGUAGUGGAUGCCUGUGCCGAUGGGAGCGAUCUAGCACGAGGAAAGCUCCUACACCAGGAGAUCAUCCACCUCGGGUACCAAUCCGACCAAGUCUUAAGCAACGCGCUUCUCAAUCUCUAUGGCAGAUGCGGGAGAUUGACAGAGGCCAAGAGCCUCUUCGAUCGGUUGCCAGAUCCCAGCACCGAAUCCUGGAACGCGAUGAUUGCCAUCUACACCCGCGGUGGCCAAAACAAUCUCGCCUUGGAUCUCUUCCCGGCGAUGAAUCUCAGGGGAUUCGAGCUGGACGAGAUCAGCUUCGUGAGCGUGCUGUCCGCGUGCGGCCAUGGCGGAUUCAUGCCCGACGCCAUCACCAAAUUCGCUUCCAUCUCCAUGGACUUCGGGUUGGAGAGAAGUGCCAAUCACUACCGGUGCCUGAUCGAUGCAUUAGGGAGGGCAGGGAGGCUGAGAGAUGCGAGGGAUGUGAUUGCGGCUAUGCCUUACCAAGCAGAUUGUAUGGCCUGGACCUCUGUUCUUGGUGCGUGUCACACAAGUAGUGAUCUAGAACAGGGAAGUAGUGCUGCAGAGAGAGCUUUACAAUUAGAACCCUCUUGCCCUAGCUCUUAUGUUCUUCUCUCAAACAUCCACUUCCAAGGGUAA